Acromyrmex echinatior (Panamanian leafcutter ant) is the source of this 1255-nucleotide messenger RNA. It is a transcript of the gene mRpL28, whose product is annotated as mitochondrial ribosomal protein L28. Gene Ontology annotation, cellular component: mitochondrial large ribosomal subunit. Lineage: Eukaryota; Metazoa; Arthropoda; Insecta; Hymenoptera; Formicidae. Gene Ontology annotation, molecular function: structural constituent of ribosome. The record is from RefSeq and is a predicted model, not a curated record.
AACGCUCCUGAAGCAUUGCGUUAAACCGUUUCUGUUAUCCCGCUAACUCGAAUUUACUCGCCUAGCAGGCGGUGCUCGUUAUUCGCUAAGCUUGACAAGUUUACGCGCCGCGGACUAUUUGCUCGCGAAAGUAAACUACAGCAUGCCCGCUGCGAAGUACGCGUGGACCUUCCGGGAUAGUAGAAACGAAAUGAAGGUGGUCGUAGUUUCCGGUAUAUUCUCAAUCUAACACACUAGGAAUCCGGAAUCUGCAUCCGCGAGUAAGCGAUUAUAUUAUAUGCCAAAAAUAAGUCGAUGGAGUAAAGGAAUUGGUGCUGAUUUGCCAGAAGAAUAUAAAAAAUUUUGGAAAGAAUGGAAGUUGCAAGAACCGGCUGCAGUUCAUUAUAUUAAGAAGGAAGGCAUUUUUGAAAGAAAUGAAAAAACUGAAGAAGUAUAUCCAGUGCAAAAUAUACCAAUACCUGUAAUAUAUCCGAAAGAAAUGAAUGAUGGUAUAUGGGGAGGAGAAGCCAUGAUUAAGGGUUUUAAGAAAAAAGGUAUAUUUAAAAGAAGGGUUCCACAUUUUUGGUUACCAAGUCUGUUCAAGUCUGUUAUUUAUAGUGAAGUUCUUGAUACAUAUAUGAGAAUUGUUAUUACUCAGAGAGCACUCAGAUUAAUUCAUGAAAAUUAUGGAUUUGAUCAUUAUUUAUUGAAGACACCAGCUUGCGAUUUGAAAUCUCUGCUUGCUUUGAAACUAAAACGUCAGAUACUUAUCGCAUUAGCAGAUAAAACUUUGUAUCCUAAUGAUCCAAAAAAGCAUACGGAAGUAUACGCUAAGUACGAGCAAUAUCUUUCAGCUUAUACAAGAAAAGAAAUAGAAUGGUAUGGUUUAACAUACGAGGAAGCUUGUAAAAAAUGGAUGCAGUUAAAUGUAAAACAAUCACAACCUUUGAAAAUCCAAUAUAGAUCAGAAUUAAUUGCCAAACUUAAGGAAAAUAAAAUUAAAGAAGCCGAAAACGUAAAUGUUGUAUCACCAGAAGAAACGAGUUCUUGGUUAAACAAACUGAAUCCUUUCUCCAAAAGUUCGAAAACUCAAUAAGUAAAUUUCUGUUUGUUAGACAUCAUGAAAAAUGUUUUACAUCUAUUAAAUUAUUAAUUUCUUGGAGAGAAAUUAUGAAAUUUUUUUUUUUUUUUAGAGAAAUAGAGAGAAAUAUAUAUCUUUUGACAAUUAUGAAUAUUAGUACAAUGGAGAAAAUAAAGCAUUUAUUAAAACUAUCAA